Molecule: messenger RNA, 1548 nt
Organism: Carya illinoinensis
Lineage: Eukaryota; Viridiplantae; Streptophyta; Magnoliopsida; Fagales; Juglandaceae
Exons: 3
Coding region: 132-509 (125 amino acids)
Source: RefSeq, a predicted model, not a curated record
GCAAACACCAUUCAGAAAGAUUUUUUUUUUUUUUCCUCGACGUACUACCUCUCGUUUGGAAGACCACAACCAUCUAUCCAUUAACGGUCUCCAACCCACCAAGAGCUCCCGCUUCCAGAAUAUUCGCAGGAAUGACUGCUCUUCAUCAUGGAAAUAUGAAUUGCAGCAUCUUAUGUAAAAGGGAAGUGGUUUCCUUCGUGGGUUUUGCGGCUCUUCCAUUUUCUCAGCCGAGGGCGAGUGCCUUUGAAGGUUUGGUGAGAGUGGGGGAGGCAUGUGAGCUGUUCGGACCAGACUAUAUAGUUGUUGCAUUAACAAGUUUUAUAAGUUUAUUGGUUCUUUUGGUGCAAAGAAUGGGUAAAUGCAAGGGUUGUGGGAAAUUAGGAAGAAUGGCGCCAAGGGAUGGGUCUGUUAGUGCUUAUGAUUCUGCUCUUCUGUUGUCUCCUGUUGUUUCUGUCUGGGACUGCAUUGUUCGUAAAAUGAGGUAUUCCUACAUACCCGAGUGGGUGUAGUUAUCAGGGCUAUCACCUUAUGUUAGUGUUUUGCACCAUAUUCUAUUAUACUUUGCUUUGUAUCAACAAAAAAAGGGAAAUGUAUGAAGUUUGAGGAAUUUACUUAGAAUAGAAGUGGAGGAAAGGUGACUGAGUAGGUUGGUAGUUUUCAUGGAUAGCAAGGGAUUUAAUAAAGUGCAACCUGUUGUGAGGAAAGGGAAAAAGAAGCAGGUGAAGGAUGAGGUUGAUCGAAUGAAACAGGCUGAGAAGAAAAAGAGGCGCUUAGAGAAAGCCCUUGCUACUUCUGCAGCCAUCAUUUCUGAACUAGAGAAGAAGAAACAGAAAAAGAAAGAAGAACAACAAAGGCUUGAUGAAGAGGGUGCUGCAAUUGCUGAGGCUGUUGCUUUGCACGUCUUACUUGGUGAAGACUCAGAUGAUUCAUGUAAGAUUGUUCUGAAAAAAAAUGAAGGGUUCAACCCUUGGGAUAUUCCUGAUAACAUUGACCUAUUUGUGAGUGGUAAGAGGUCAGGCUUUCCUUAUCAGGACUCUGACAAGCACCCGCUUGAAGGGAUUGGGUGGGUUUCUAAUCCGUAUAUGUCUGAAUGUAAGUGGGGUGGCUUGGAGAGGGGUGAGUGGUCAUUCUCAUCUGGACCUUUUGCAAGGGAUUUUCCUGCCCCAUAUUUUGAGGAAGCAGGUUGGGGAACUACGGGAUUCUCAGCUGGUCUUAUUGCAGCCCAGGCUGUUUCAUCCCUCCAGAUUGCAGAGGAUGCUCACGAAGACACGAUUGUCCUGAAUGGAAUGUUAAGGGGAUAGAAUGCACAGCUACAGAAGUAUCUCCAGUUACUUACAGUUGUUUCGGUAGCAUAUCAUGAUUAUUAUUCUGUUUAUAUUUUCCAUAAACGAGUCCUUUGUUGGUAGUUGGAUACAUGCGUUGCUUAUUGAACAAUGUUUAAAAAGUGUUGCGCUAUGUUGUCUUCUAUUUAUAAGCAUCAGUUUAUAUUCAGUUCAUUGAGAUUUGGGACCACAAGUUUCUACAAAUUUUACAUUGAAUUUAGUAACA